This is a messenger RNA of Equus caballus (horse), 2251 nucleotides long. RefSeq names its product Rac family small GTPase 1 (gene RAC1). NCBI's taxonomy places the organism in Eukaryota, Metazoa, Chordata, Mammalia, Perissodactyla, Equidae. Gene Ontology annotation, molecular function: GTP binding; protein kinase binding; GTPase activity. Gene Ontology annotation, cellular component: cytoplasmic vesicle; cytoskeleton; dendritic spine. Gene Ontology annotation, biological process: small GTPase-mediated signal transduction; engulfment of apoptotic cell; motor neuron axon guidance. The record is from RefSeq and is a predicted model, not a curated record.
UUUCCUGUUUCUCUGCAGUUUUCCCCAGCUUUGGGUGGUGGCCGCCGCUGGCCUUCGGCUUCCAGUCGGCGGAGGGCGAGGCGGCGUGCUCCGCGGCCCCGGCCCCCCGCGCCCCGCCGCCCGCAGCUCCUCGCCUCCGCGGCCCCGCGAGCGGCCGAGAUGCAGGCCAUCAAGUGUGUGGUGGUGGGAGACGGAGCUGUAGGUAAGACGUGCCUGCUGAUCAGUUACACGACCAAUGCGUUUCCCGGAGAGUACAUCCCCACCGUCUUUGACAACUAUUCUGCCAAUGUUAUGGUAGAUGGAAAACCGGUGAAUCUGGGCUUGUGGGAUACAGCUGGACAAGAAGAUUACGACAGAUUGCGUCCCCUCUCCUACCCGCAAACAGUUGGAGAAACGUAUGGUAAGGAUAUAACCUCCAGGGGCAAAGACAAGCCGAUGGCCGACGUCUUCUUAAUUUGCUUUUCUCUUGUGAGUCCUGCAUCAUUUGAAAAUGUCCGUGCAAAGUGGUAUCCUGAAGUGCGACACCAUUGUCCCAACACUCCCAUCAUCCUGGUGGGGACUAAACUUGAUCUUAGGGAUGACAAGGACACGAUCGAGAAACUGAAGGAGAAGAAGCUGACUCCCAUCACCUACCCGCAGGGCCUAGCCAUGGCCAAGGAGAUCGGUGCUGUCAAAUACCUGGAGUGCUCGGCGCUCACACAGCGAGGCCUCAAGACAGUGUUCGAUGAAGCUAUUCGAGCGGUCCUCUGCCCGCCUCCCGUCAAGAAGAGGAAGAGGAAAUGCCUGCUGCUGUGAACGGCCGCGCCCUCGCCCGCCCGCCCGCCCGCCCCUCGGAACCUUUGUACGCUUUGCUCAGAAACGGUGGAGCCUUCGCACUCAAUGCCAAGUUUUUGUUACAGAUUAGUUUUUCCAUAAAACCAUUUUGAACCAAUCAGUAAUUUCUAGGUUUUGUUUGUUUAAAGUGUAAGAGUUCAAACUUUCACGUUCUAUUAAAAUUUAGCCCUAAAAUGACCAGCUUUCUUAAAGCCUUAUUUUUCGAAAGCCCCUGUUCUUGCUUGAGAGUUGCCAAAAUACCUUGUGAACUAAGUCGCGUUGUGCUGAGAACACUAAGCACUAAACCGCGUGAGGCCUUCGCCUUUCCGGAGCCCGCGGCUCGGGGUUAGCGCAGACCCCUGACGAGUUCCUGCGUUCCUGACCCAACCUUGUACUGUAGCUCAUGACGGGAUGAGGGUGACAACUCAGCUCUUUGGAUCAAGCUUUUUGAUUUCGUAGUGAGAUUUUUUAAAAAAAAAUUAGUGUUAGCUUUGCUGAGAUUCUGAACAGAACUCUGCCUCACGUGUCUGUCCCACGAAGCGUUCUGCUCCAGCCCCGGGUGCCCUGGGGUGGAGUGUGCGGGACAUUGGAUGUGAUCAAAGGAUGAAGACAGUAUUUUGACAAAAUGAUGAAGUGGAGGUUAAUUUACACUACAUUGUACACGUAAUAAUUAAACCGAAUGAAAGUGUCACGGGUAAAAAUUUUAAAAGGUUAAUUUCUGCCAAAUGCAGCAGACGAUGAAGGUCGGUCGGUAUGAUCCGUAACUGUCCUCUGAAGCGUUCCUCGUUCCUAAGCCUGCCACCCCGCCCGAAAUCGGGCCUUUAAUUCCACUUUGAACUGGUCAUUCCCAUAGUCGCUAACUUAGUGCGUGCUUUUCUUAUAGCACCCUUCUUCAUGAGCAAUAUGCCUCCUUGUAUUAUAAAAUCUUUCUGAUAACGCAUUAGAAACUUCUUUUGUAGAUUAGUAAAAAGUGCAUUCCUGUUUUCAUUUUACUUUAUUCAAAGCUAAUAAGUGCUUUCCUUAGUUUUCUAGUAACUAGGUGUAAAAAUCAUGUGUUGCAGCUUUCCGGUUUUUAAGAUAUUUUAGAUAUUCUUAAACUAUGAACCUUCUUAACAUCGCUGUCUUGCCAGAUCCCCCCCACUGCACCUUCACUAACGCUGGCCCUCUUCGCCUCGCCCCGUGGACACUUGCUUCCCGGUGUUGCCCUGCCUAACGAUGUUCCUUUGGGUCUGUGAGGUUCUGUAAACCCCAUGCUCGUGCUAAUGAAUUCUGUACAACUUACCCACUGGCAAGAAUACGAGGUCGGACCUUUCAACCACUAGAACAAAAUUUUUUAAAUUGACCGUUGCAGAAUUGUGGAGUGUUUUUACAUUGAUCUUUUGCUAAUGCAAUUAGCAGUAUGUUUUGCAUGUAAGACUUAAUAAAUCCUGGAAUCAUA